Messenger RNA from Marmota flaviventris (yellow-bellied marmot), 1627 nucleotides. RefSeq names its product transcription factor A, mitochondrial (gene Tfam). Lineage: Eukaryota; Metazoa; Chordata; Mammalia; Rodentia; Sciuridae. The record is from RefSeq and is a predicted model, not a curated record. Gene Ontology annotation, biological process: regulation of transcription by RNA polymerase II.
CACUGCCCCGACGCUCCUCCUCCUUCCCUUGGCCACGCCCACCGGGGGGACUCCCUCCGGCGCCGGCGCCAGAUCAGCCCCGUCCCGCCCCCUAAGUCCCGACCGGAUGUUCACUGACUUCCCAUAGUGCCUCGCGAGUGGCGGGCAUGAUAACAAAUCCAGUCGGGCCACUCGCAGCGAGUUGUCAUUGUUGAGGCCGUUAGAUUUUUCUGAGGAGGGUCCUCCGGGAUUUGGGCCCGGCCACUGCCUUGUCGGCCAUCACCGCCGCCAUGGCGCUGCUCCGGGGAGUGUGGGGCGUGCUGAGGGACCUGGGAAAGUCUGGAAUGGAGUUGUGCUCCGGCUGUGGAAAUCGUCUGCGCUCACCCUUCAGUUUCGUGUAUUUUCCGAAGUGGUUUUCAUCCACCUUGGAUAGUUAUCCUAAGAAACCUAUGAGUUCAUACCUUCGAUUUUCUAAAGAACAGCUACCCAUAUUUAAAGCUCAGAACCCAGAUAUGAAAAUAUCAGAACUAAUUAGAAGAAUUGCUGAGCUUUGGAGGGAACUUCCUGAAUCACAGAAAAAAAUGUAUGAAGAUGCUUAUAAGGCAGACUGGCAAGCAUACAAAGAAGAGAUAAACAGAAUUCAGGAACAGCUAACUCCAAGUCAAAUGAUAUCUUUGGAAAAAGAAAUCAUGCAAAAACGUUUAAAAAAGAAAGCUUUAAUAAAAAAAAGAGAGUUAACAAUGCUUGGAAAACCAAAAAGACCUCGCUCAGCUUAUAACAUUUUUGUAUCUGAAAGCUUCCAAGAAGUUAAGGAUGGUUCAUCACAGGCAAAGCUGAAAUAUGUAAAUGAAACUUGGAAAAACCUGCCUAGUUCUCAAAAGCAAGUAUAUAUUCAACUUGCUAAAGAUGAUAAAAUUCGUUAUGAUAACGAAAUGAAAUCUUGGGAAGAACAAAUGAUUGAAGUUGGACGAAGUGAUCUUAUACGUCGCAAAAUGAAGAACCAAACAAAAGAUGGCAUUGGGGAGUAUUAAGAUAAAAGAUGGGGCUAUGUUUGUGGUGAUUAGGCACAACCAACCAAUUAGGUCUCAAUAACCUGAAGCUGUGUAAAACUAGAAAGGAUAAAGUUGGUGAACAUUUUAUAUUCAAUUCCUUUUUCUUUAGCCCAUGGACUUCUGCUAGUUGAAUACAUUUUGUAUUAGUAUUUUUGAAAACCUAAACAGAUGAAAGUUCACGCAAAAUUUUAUUUUGUGUUUAAGAACUACUGAGAAUCAAGAUAAUCCAUACAAAUGUAGCAGUGCAUCAUUUUACCUUUAAUAAAGGUAAAUCAGUCUAUGAAGUUUUUUAAUACUGGAAGACAAUUAUGGAAAAAGUAUUGUUUCCUUAUAUGGAAGCAGGAGUUUCUUUUCAUAUUAUAGAUGACACAGUGUUCUAUGAAGUAAUUAUGCAUUUUUUAAAAAGCAGCUAGAGCUCUUCUAGGUAAAUUCCAAUUCCUAGCUAUAAUUCAUAUUUUAUUCAGAGUUGGUGGUUGUACAUGUAAGUAACAGUUGGUUUCAACAGUAAAUUUUUAUAAAGGGACUGAGAGAUUUAUAAACCUUUUUUUCAUUGUGUUUCUUUUACCUAAAGUAAAAACUAAGAAAUUAUGUCUCAA